UUGUUUAUCUGAACUCUUUGUAACCGAAAUCGUUAGAAACAAAAUCAAGAGCUAUUUCUUUCCUACUAGCUUCGUCAUUUGCGAAUGGCUGAGAAGUUAUCGAGAUAGGGAAUCAGUUUUGACAGUUAGAUAUCAAAUUGACCCGGAUUAGUGUUUAUUUACAGACGUUUUGCGGACGUUUUGUUUUUCACGGAAGAGAUCGUAUGAACGGAAUGGCAUUGGGCUGUUUCAAAUGUGUGAUGCUUUCUAAAAGCUGUGCGGUGAGUCUCUUUGUGGUAGUCUUCGUGUCGGUUUCGUUCGAAGUUACUGGAUUUGUAGGCUUACCAGAGCCAAUUGCUCUUUAUCCACUCAACAAACAGCAUGGUACAAAGGACAUAAGCCGAGCGAACAACCCGUCAGGAAUUGCAAAGGGUGUUGACCUUUUCACAGGAUAUUACGGACAACCCGAGGGAUCUUACCACUUCUCCGGGUCAUCGGCCAGUUUUUUGGAGUUCCCAAAUAACGGAGGCCUUGAUGCUAAGUAUUCUAUGACAUUGGUGGCCUGGAUCUACCCUGAAAUCUCUAAAGGACCUCUGUUUAAUUACAAAGUUCAAGACAGAGGAGUGUAUUUAUGGUUAGAGAGUCCUAACAGACUUGUUGCAAAGUUUGAAAUGCGUGAUUCUUCGCAACCUUACGCAAUCCAGAGCGACAAAAUUCGGCUGAAAGCGUGGAAUUAUGUAGCAGCUUCGUACGAUUACUCUGCUGGAACUGCCGGAUUGUGGAUCGACGGGAGACAAGUGUCUCGUUUGAGUAUGGGAAGUUUUAAGAUAUCCACACAAGAUGACGUGAGAGUGGGUGCAUUAAAGGGUGAUUCGAAUUUCUACAAGGGUGCCAUUGCCUGUUUACAGGUUUAUAACAAGUCACUCUCUGAGCAGGAGAUAAAUGAUGUUAGAGAUAGGUGUCCGCUCAAAGUGCAGUUACAUCAUGUCGGUUGCUAUGCCCACAAGCCGUCAUCACCAGCAGUCCCCUCCUUGGAAGGAAAAGAUAUCUUACUAGACGGCGAGCCUAAAACAAGAGAGGACGCCGAACAGAAAUGCGCCCGUGUUGCUCUUAAAAAUGGCUACGGUUAUUUUGCAAUUCAAGAUGGUGGAAGCUGUCUUUCAAGCCUAACAGCGCAAGAAACGUACAGCAAGUACGGACUGUCAGCGGAAUGCCAGAAUGGGAAAGGCUCCGCAAUGGCCAGUGAUGUAUACGAGGUUGUGAUGUUUAGCGAUCAAACCUGUUGGAACGGAUGGCAAGCCGUUGGCGACUCCUGCUUCAGACUUUAUGACGACAAAAGAACCUGGGACGAAGCCCAGGCCGUGUGCAAAACAGAAAAGGCAACUCUAGCCAAGUUGGAUACGGAGGAAGAGAGUUACUUCGUUUUUUUAAACCUGAUAAGGCCAACCAAUCCAAGCUCGAGCGUAUGGAUUGGGUUAUCACGUGAUACGGAGAAAAAAUUUCAUUGGUCGGAUGGAUCUUUGGUGGGCUACACUAAUUGGGGUCCAAACCUUCCAGACACCUCCCCUGGUAACAGAAAGAAUUGUACAAAAAUGAAUGAAUUUUCGGGAUUAUGGGAAAAUGAGGAGUUCGACUUAAAACAUCCCUUUGUUUGCGGUCGAGUCACUCCUCCCACUCCACGUGAUAUUCACGUGAAACUAAUGGACAGCUGGUCGGCGCUGGUCUCGUGGUCAACUUCCGCGCAUCCUCAGCAGGAAGAUCUGGUGACGUCAUUCUACGUUGAGUACAAAGUUACCAAUCACGAGCAAGUGUCACUUAAAGUUGUGCAGAAUCACAAUAGUACCAGUUUAACCGGUUUGCAGUCAAACGCUGAGUACCAGAUAAGAGUCCGAGCGGUGAAUGGAGCUGGUGGUGGAAUUUGGAGUCAUUAUCAGACUUUUUCAACUGGAAAAACCUAUCCUCCUCGAAUUGUCCCUAUGGCACCUAUAAGAGCCAAAGUCCCAGGGGAACCUCUUGCUCUGAAUUGUGCUGCCCAAGGUGGUCCUGAACCCACAAUAACCUGGUACAAAAACCGCAAUGUUGUUUAUCAAGGACAGACAUUGGUCGUUGCAAAUAUGACGUCAGUGGAACAAGAAGUGUAUACGUGCAGAGCUAGUAAUGGCAUUGAGCCAGAUGACGUCGAGUCAGUUACAGUAAUAUCAUUAGUCCCUCCGGUCCUGAGUCAGAUGUGGGGAGCGGGAAAUGAAGGACAGAUUUCCAUUGAAAAAGGAGAUCAUUUGUCAUUGCACUGUGAAACAGCUAAUACGACAUUUGCUGACAUUACGUGGUACAAGGACGGGGAGCCUCUAUAUGGUCAUCGGUCCAAAUCAGAAAACAUCUUUAAUAUACCAGAAGUCAGCGGUGAUAAUUUCGGAGUGUACGAAUGUGAAGCCAGAAAUAACCUGGGAACGACUUCUAUGAAAAUGAGGGUCUCGAAUGCUGGCCGCUUAAACCAGAUGAAAGUUGCGGUUGGCUGCCUAGCUGGAUUUUCUGUUGUUCUUGUCAUCAUCAUUGGAGUAUUAGGGUGGCUGCUGUACAAGGCCAGGAAAACCAUUGAAGCUUCACGAGAGGAAGAUGAGCAGGACGAGGAGCCGCCAAUCAAACCACCCGGUCCUAGGCCCUCUGACAGUGACUUUAUGAUCCCUGAAGUGCGAUCCGCUGGCUCGCCGGAUAUGGCUGGCUCACUUGGCUGUAAUUCAUCUUACACUCCUCUCAAACUGGGUUCAUCUAAUGGGGGUACAAAAUAUCUUAGAAUGGCUUGUUAA
Molecule: messenger RNA, 2783 nt
Organism: Pocillopora verrucosa
Lineage: Eukaryota; Metazoa; Cnidaria; Anthozoa; Scleractinia; Pocilloporidae
Molecular function (GO): protein binding
Source: RefSeq, a predicted model, not a curated record